This is a messenger RNA of Anolis sagrei ordinatus, 6811 nucleotides long. The record is from RefSeq and is a predicted model, not a curated record. NCBI's taxonomy places the organism in Eukaryota, Metazoa, Chordata, Lepidosauria, Squamata, Anolidae.
CCCUCCUCCCCUCCCUCCUUCUCCAUCCUGGGCGCCUCAGACGACGCCGAGGAGGAGGAGGCGGGCCGGAGCCUCCCUCCCUCCCUGCCGCUUGCCUGCUCGCCUUGCCUUGCCUUCCUCCUCCUUUCCCCCCAUCAGCAUCCCUUCCUUCCUUCUCGGCUUCUCCCAUUGUCUCCGGAGCCGCCUUUGCAGCUCCCUCUGGGGAGCGAGGCCGUCGCCUGCCUCAGCACCAUCCUCUUCCUCCUCUCUGGAUCCUGCAGGCCUGAGCCUUCUAUGAUGUACAGUCCAGACUGAACUUGAAUCCGGAGUAGCUGAGGAAGGGACGAAGGCAGGCUGCUCCGAGCAUCAAGAGAAAUAUAUGGUCCUUGGAGGAUUAUUGAGGCCGGUGAACAUCUGGGAGUCACUUGGAGAGACAUUCGGCAUUGCUCGGCUUGGCCCACUCUUUGGUGGAUGGAGAUGCUGUAGAAGAGCCGUCCCGGGCUCUUGGGGAGGGGGAACAGGGGAGGUGGAAGGACCUUCUCACCUUGAGGUCCACAGAUCUUGGGACUAUUCUGCUUGAGAGAGCCCCCUCCCCAUGUCCAGCGGUCUCUGUGGGUUCCUCGCCAUUUGAGAGACAUACCAAACCUUCCGUCUCCACAACGCUACUCUUUUGUCUCAUGUGGAUUUGAAAGUCAACGGAGGGAGGGAGGCAUUGCUGGCCUCCAGGGAAGAGUGUAGGAGGGGGCUUGCCAUGGCGAAGCCGGUGCGUUUGCUGGUGCCCUUGGCGCUGGUGGUGGCCGCGAUGCUGAGCCCAGGAGCGGGCGGCGCGGCGUUGGAGUUUAGCGGCACGACAGGGCAGUGGGCACGCUAUGCGCGGUGGGACGCCAGUUCCUUGGGGGAGCUGAGCUUCAGCCUGAAGACCAACGUCUCCCGGGCGCUGGUGCUCUACCUGGAUGACGGCGGGAACUGCGACUUCUUGGAGCUGCUGAUUCUGGAGGGGCGCUUCCGCCUGCGCUUCACCAUCUCCUGCGCAGAGCCGGCUAGCUUGCACCUGGAGACGCCCGUCAACGACGACCGCUGGCACAUGCUCCUCUUGACACGCAACUACCGGGAGACCAUGUUAGUGGUGGACGGCGAAGCCCGCGUCGCCGAGGUGAAGUCCAAGCGGCGUGACAUGACGGUGGAAAGCGACCUCUUCGUGGGCGGCAUCCCGCCCGACGUCCGCCUCUCGGCUCUCACGCUCAGCACCGUCAAGUACGAGAUGCCUUUCCGUGGCAUUGUGGCCAACCUGAAAGUGGCGGACAUGCCCCCGGCACUCCUGGGCAGCCAGGGCAUCCGCAGCGACAUGGAGUACCUGUGCAGCAAGCAGAAUCCCUGCGUCAAUGGUGGGAUCUGCACCGUCAUCAACAGCGAGGUGCAAUGUGAUUGCAGCCUUACCGGUUUCCAGGGGAAGUUUUGCAGUGAAGAAGAACUUACGAUGGAAGGUCCGGCUCACCUGACGCUAAACAGCCAAGGAGGGUCCCUACUGUACUCGGAAGGGGGGACAGGGAGAGGAACCAGUGAGGUGCACCAGACGUCGAAAGGGAAAGAAGAGUUUGUGGCGACGUUCAAGGGGAACGAAUUCUUCUGCUACGACCUUUCCCACAACCCCAUCCAAAGCAGCACCGAUGAAAUCACCCUCUCCUUCCGCACCCUGCAGCGCAACGGCUUGAUGCUCCACACGGGCAAGUCGGCGGACUAUGUCAACCUCUCGCUGAAGAGCGGCGCCGUCUGGCUGGUCAUCAACUUGGGUUCGGGAGCAUUCGAGGCGCUGGUGGAACCCGUCAAUGGCAAGUUCAAUGAUAACAACUGGCACGACAUCCGUGUGACCAGAAACCUGCGCCAGCACGCAGGAAUUGGACACGCUAUGGUAAACAAACUGCAUUACCUGGUGACUAUCUCUGUGGAUGGCAUCCUCACCACCACGGGCUACACCCAGGAGGACUACACCAUGCUGGGCUCGGACGACUUCUUCUACAUCGGGGGAAGCCCCAACACGGCCGACCUGCCCGGCUCCCCCGUCAGCAACAAUUUCAUGGGAUGCCUCAAGGAUGUGGUCUAUAAGAACAAUGACUUCAAGCUGGAGCUCUCCCGCCUGGCCAAAGAAGGGGACCCCAAGAUGAAAAUCAACGGUGACCUGGUCUUCCGCUGCGAGAACGUCGCCGCCCUGGACCCCGUCACCUUUGAGUCCCCCGAAGCCUACAUCUCCCUUCCCAAGUGGAACACCAAGAAGACGGGCUCCAUCUCCUUCGAUUUCCGUACGACGGAGCCCAACGGCCUGCUGCUCUUCAGCCACGGCCGGUUGCAGCCGCCCAAAGAAGGCCGGUCGGAGCGCCUCCACAAGGCAGACUACUUUGCCAUGGAACUCCUGGAUGGCUACCUUUACCUGCUGCUGGACAUGGGCUCGGGCGGGAUCAAAAUGCGGGCCAGCAGCAAGAAGGUGAAUGACGGCGAGUGGUGCCAUGUGGACUUCCAGCGGGACGGGCGCAAAGGUUCCAUCUCAGUGAACAGCCGUAGCACCCCCUUCCUGGCCAGUGGCGAGAGUGAGAUCUUGGACCUGGACAGUGAGAUGUACCUGGGGGGUCUUCCCGAGAACCGCCUGGAUCUCAUCUUGCCCCCGGAAGUGUGGACGGCCUUCCUGAACUACGGCUACGUGGGCUGCGUGCGGGACCUCUUCAUCGACGGCAAGAGCCGGGACGUGCGCCGCUUGGCCGAGGUGCAGAGCGUGACCGGCGUCUCCAGCUUCUGCUCCCGGGAGACCCUCAAGCAGUGCAGCAGCUCCCCUUGCCGCAACGGGGGGCUCUGCCGGGAAGGCUGGAACCGCUUCAUCUGCGACUGUGUGGGCACUGGCUACUUGGGCCGGCUAUGUGAGAGAGAGGCCACGGUACUGAGCUACGAUGGGAGCAUGUACAUGAAGAUAAUGCUCCCCACGGUCAUGCACACCGAAGCUGAAGACGUGUCCCUCCGCUUCAUGUCUCAGCGGGCGUAUGGAUUCAUGAUGGCCACCACCUCCAAGGAGUCGGCCGACACUCUCCGCCUAGAGCUGGACGGGGGCCAAAUGAAGCUCACGGUCAACCUAGACUGUGUCAGGAUAGGCUGUAACCCCAGUAAAGGCCCCGAGACCCUUUUUGCCGGACAGAAGCUCAAUGACAACGAGUGGCACACGGUUCGCGUGGUGCGGCGGGGGAAGAACCUGCAGCUCUCGGUGGACAACGUCACCGUGGAAGGGCAGAUGGCCGGGGCGCACACCCGCCUGGAGUUCCACAACAUCGAGACGGGCAUCAUGACGGAGCGGCGCUUCAUCUCGGUGGUGCCCUCCAACUUCAUUGGCCACCUGAGCAGCCUGGUCUUCAACGGCCUGCCCUACAUGGACCUCUGCAAGAACGGCGACAUCAGCUACUGCGAGCUCAACGCCCGCUUCGGCCUGCGCAGCAUCAUCGCCGACCCGGUCACCUUCAAGAGCAAAGCCAGCUACCUGGCGCUGGCCACGCUCCAAGCCUACGCCUCCAUGCACCUCUUCUUCCAGUUCAAGACCACGGCCACGGACGGGCUCAUCCUCUUCAACAGCGGCAACGGGAACGACUUCAUCGUGGUGGAGCUGGUCAAGGGGUACAUCCACUACGUUUUCGACCUGGGCAACGGACCGUCGCUGAUGAAGGGGAAUUCAGACAAGCCGGUCAACGACAACCAGUGGCACAACGUCAUUGUGUCCCGCGACACCAACAAUGUGCACACGCUCAAGAUUGAUUCCCGGACCGUAACACAGCACUCCAAUGGCGCCCGCAACCUGGACCUCAAAGGGGAGCUGUACAUCGGAGGCCUGAGCAGAAAUAUGUUCAGCAACUUGCCCAAGCUGGUGGCCUCGCGGGACGGCUUCCAAGGCUGCCUGGCCUCCGUGGAUCUCAAUGGCCGACUCCCAGACCUCAUCGCCGACGCCCUGCACCGGAUCGGGCACGUCGAGAGGGGCUGUGAUGGUCCCAGCACCACCUGCACGGAGGACUCCUGCGCCAACCAGGGCGUCUGCCUUCAACAGUGGGACGGCUACACGUGCGAUUGCACCAUGACCUCGUAUGGUGGCCCGGUGUGCAAUGACCCUGGCACCACGUACAUUUUCGGGAAAGGCGGGGCGCUGAUCACGUACACAUGGCCCCCCAAUGACCGACCGAGCACGCGGGCCGACCGCCUGGCCGUGGGCUUCAGCACGCAUCAGAAGAACGCCAUUCUGGUGCGGGUGGACAGUGCUUCCGGGCUCGGCGACUACUUGCAGCUACACAUAGACCAGGGGACCGUCGGGGUCAUUUUCAACGUGGGCACGGACGACAUCACCAUCGAGGAGAGCAACGCCAUGGUGAACGACGGCAAAUACCACGUGGUGCGCUUCACCCGGAGCGGCGGCAACGCCACGCUGCAGGUGGACAAUUGGCCCAUCAAUGAACGGUACCCCGCAGGGAACAGUGAUAAUGAGCGACUGGCGAUUGCUAGACAGAGAAUUCCGUAUCGGCUCGGUCGAGUAGUAGAUGAGUGGCUACUCGACAAAGGUCGCCAGCUGACCAUCUUUAACAGCCAGGCCGCCAUCAAGAUCGGGGGCCGGGACCAGGGCCGCCCCUUCCAGGGCCAGAUCUCGGGGCUGUACUACAAUGGGCUCAAGGUGUUGUCCCUGGCGGCCGAGAGCGACCCCAACGUCAAGGUGGAGGGGAACCUGCGGCUGGUGGGCGAGGUGCCCUCCGUCAUGACCACGGAGACCACGGCCACGACCCUGCUGGCGGACAUGUCCACCACCAUCAUGGAGACCACCACCACCAUGGCCACCACCACCACGCGGCGCGGCCGCUCUCCCACCAUGCGCGACAGCGUCACCCAGAACACAGAUGACCUCCUCGUAGCUUCGGCCGAGUGCCCCAGCGAUGACGAAGACCUGGAGGAGUGCGAGCCGAGUACCGGAGGUGAACUAGUCUUGCCCAUAAUAACCGAGGACUCUCUAGACACCCCUCCAAUUGCCACCCGGUCUCCAUUCAUCCCCCCACCUCCCACUUUUGGCCCCUUCCUAACCGUAGUCGAGGCCACCAAAGACACCCUUGCCCCGCUGCCGCCCCACCACCCGCGGGCCCCUUGCCUGGCCGACCAAGAGGACAGCGACUGCGAAGAGGGCAUCGAGGCCUCCGGCUACGCCUCGGGCGAGGUCUUCGACUCCAGUUUGCCCCCCACCGACGACGAAGACUUUUACACCACCUUCCCCUUGGUCACCGAUAGGACCCUCAUUGGCCGGCCCGACGGAGUGUCCAAAAAGGCCCACGGAUACCGCCCCAACCUUAGGACAGGACUGCCAGCCUCCUCCUCCUCCUCGCCCUCCGUCCCCGACCUCUUGACCUCCACCUCCUCUCCCGGCCUGGUCCGCCCCGCCGGGAAAAUGAACAACCGGGAGCCCCUCAAGCCCCACCCCGAACAGUACCCCCCUCUGGCCACUUCCUUUGAGCCCGACAAGCUCAGCAACAACCACAACAACAGGCUUAAAUACCCUGGUAUAACCUCUUCCCCCAAUUUCCACAAUCUACCCACAGCCAACCCGACCGGACCCGGGGAGAGAGGUCCUCCCGGCGCGGUGGAGGUCAUCCGGGAGUCCAGCAGCACCACUGGCAUGGUGGUGGGCAUCGUGGCAGCCGCCGCCCUCUGCAUCCUCAUCCUCCUCUACGCCAUGUACAAAUACCGCAACCGGGACGAAGGCUCCUACCAGGUGGACCAGAGCCGGAACUACAUCAGUAACUCGGCCCAAAGCAACGGCACGGUGGUCAAGGAGAAGCCGGCCGCCGCCACCAAAACGCCCAGCAAGAGCAAGAAAAACAAAGACAAGGAAUAUUAUGUCUGAGCAUCCCCCAUCUUCCUCCUCCUUCUCCUCCUCCUUUUUCCCCCGUCCUGCCCGUCCCUCAGAAAAUGCCCCUGUGCGUGCCGGAGAGAGACUGAUGCCCGGCUGGCACCUGACCCACCGAACCCCUAAACUUUUUGGAGAGGUGUACCCCUCUUUACCCCCAACCACACGACCGUGUGCUUUCCUUCCCUCCUCCGAAACAGGCCAGCGGGUGUCUUCUUCCUCGGUUUGCUCAUCCGUCUUUUUACGUUACGCCCUCCCCUUGCAAAAAAAGAGAAAAAGAAAGAAAAAUGAAUUAUAUAUAUAGAUACAUAUAUAUAUAUAAAUAUAAAUAUAGCAAGGCAAUGAGCUCGCAGGGCCUACCUCCCCCUUGUCCCGUUGUCCCAGAGGGAAAAGUAAGCCAACCCGAAAUAACGUCCACGUAAAGUGGCAUUCGAGUCACUGUUUGUUCCCCUGAAGAGAGGGAUGGAUGGAUGGAAGGAUGCUCAGAAAAGGAGAAUGGAAACGGGGAGGGCGGGAUUGGGUUUUCAGGCUUCCCGGAUGACGACGAAGAUGAUGUGAGAGUUACGUUGCACGACCCCUCUUUGCAAAAGGAGCGGAAAGGAAUCCAAAAAAGGGGGUCUCUCCGCACAUCUCGCCCCCGGCCCCUCGUGACGCCACAGAGGACCCUCUCCGGAGUCGUGGCCAAACCGGACCCAUCGCUCUCCGCAGAACCCUACCCGGACUGGGAAGCGGGUGCAAAAUGGGACGGCGGCCCCAUCCCCCCAAAACCCCGCUCUCUCUUUCUCUUUCUCUCGUCUCCGAAUCCUCACAAAACAAGCAAAGGGGUCUCUCCGUCCUUUCUCUCUCUCUUCUCUCUCUUUCUUCGUUAAUGUGUCCGAGUCUUGGAAAUGUGUGGAAUAAAGCAAAACGAGUUUUUUUAAAAAAAAA